This is a messenger RNA of Caenorhabditis briggsae, 264 nucleotides long. The transcript has a single exon. The record is from RefSeq and is a predicted model, not a curated record. NCBI's taxonomy places the organism in Eukaryota, Metazoa, Nematoda, Chromadorea, Rhabditida, Rhabditidae. The annotation marks the transcript as partial.
UUGGCUGAUGAAAGAAGAAUCUCGCCGGAUAGCAGCUUUUUCGAAGAGGAAGAAGAGGAACAGAGUACGGGCAGAAUCGAAACGGUAGAAUCCGAAUGUGUGGAGGUCAUGGAUACCAAGGCUGAAGAGGACUCGGAGGACCAGUCGAAGAACGAAACUUUGGAGACGAAUCAUUUUGAAAUGGUUGUUUUCACAAAGGACAAUGAUGGGGAGCAGAAGGAGUAUAGUGGAGACCAAUUGGAGACUGCUCAUAUAAUUAUCUGA